UCUCUCACUGUGCUUGAAGAGCGUUACCACUUCAGCCCACAUCCUGGAGCUGGCCACCCGCCUCUCCACUCCUCCUCUCCUCUCUCCUCCAGAGCAACGCAUGGACUCCAGCAGCUUGAAGAGAAGACAGUGAGGAAAGCAACUUUUCAGGAGAGAGAUAAAUGGUGGGAGGGAAGUCUGCUGUCGGUUUCCUGGACUGAGCUGCACGUGGUGGAGUCACAGUUAUCUUUUCCUGUGUGUGUAUAUAUAAAUAUAUAUAUAUACAUAUGUGUGUGUUUUGUGAAGUGCUGGAGCACGAACUGGACUGAAGUAGACUUGUGGAUGCAACAGCAAAGAGGAGGACCAGCUCAAAGAGAAGAAAGAAGUGAUAAGACGCAGACUGCAGUGGCAGGGAUUGGACUGAGGAGACCGGAGGUUAGAGAUAAAGAGGAGGAAAGUAGAAACUCACCAGACCUGACAAUUGUCUGCUCUGCCAGUUGCAGCAAACCUCCUUCUCCCCCUCUCCCUCUCCUCCCCCUGACAUGGGCCGCCUGCUGGCCCUGACCCUCGCCUACCUGGCCCACCUGCUGGCCGUCGCCAUCGCCUCGGAGCGCCAACAGCACCGCGUGCAGCACGGCCCGUGCAGCUACACCUUCGUCCUGCCCGAGGUGGAGCACUGCCAUCCCCUGAAGGACUUCCAGGUCACCAACACCCUCCAGAGGGACUCCCCGCCCGAGCCCGAGCCCGAGCCGGACCCGAGCCAAUCCAAGCCGGGUAAGGCCCAGAAGGAGAGGUCUUCCUGGCAGGAGAGGAAGCUGGAGAGUCUGGAGAGUGCGAUGGAGAAUAACACCCAGUGGCUGCAGAAACUGGAGAACUUCAUCCAGGAGAAUGUGCGCUCUGGGAUGGAGGAAAUAAAGCGAAGUGCGGUGCACACCCAGACGGCCGCCAUGCUCGAGAUGGGAACCAACCUCCUCAGCCAAUCAGCGGAGCAGACUCGCAAACUGACGGACGUCGAGACUCAGGUGUUAAACCAGACAAGUCGCCUGGAGAUCCAGCUGCUCGAGUACUCGCUCUUCACCAAUCGGCUGGAGAAACACAUUCUCCUGCAGACUCAGGAAAUCUCACGGCUCAGUGACAAAAACAGUUUUCUGGAACAGAGGCUCUUAGCGCUGGAGGCUCGGUACGGGAGGGAGCGGCAGGGCCUGCAGAGCGAGAAGCAGCAGCUCCAAGAGCUCCUGGAGAGGCAGAGUCGACUGGUCGGCCAGCUGCAGGGCGAACUGGGCAGCUCCACGCUCAACAGCACCUCGCUGCAGAGGCAGCAGGCCUCGCUCACCGACACUGUUCAGCAGCUGCUGGCCAUGGUCAGCCACUGCAAUGAAAUCUCCAGUUCGCCCAAAGAGGAGUCGCUUGGUUUCAGGGACUGCACGGAGAUCCUGCGAUCCGGAGUGACAGCGAGUGGAAUAUAUAGCAUUCUCCUCCCCAACUCCACCCAGACCGUGAAGGUGUUUUGUGACAUGAAGACGAGAGGUGGCGGGUGGACGGUGCUGCAGCGUCGCACCAACGGCUCCGUCAACUUCCACCGCGGCUGGAGGGACUACAAAAUGGGCUUCGGGGAGCCGUCUGGGGAACACUGGCUGGGAAAUGAUAUCAUCCACAAGCUGACGAGCUCCCAGGAAUACGGUCUGCACGUCCAGCUGAAGGACAGAGAGGGGAACGAAGCCUUCUCCCAUUACGAUCGCUUCUACGUAGACGGAGAGAACCGCAACUACAGUCUGCACGCCGAGGGCUUCAGCGGCACAGCUGGACGCACCAGCAGCCUCACCCACUCUGGCACCCAAUUCAGCACCAAGGACAGAGACAACGACCAAUGCACCUGCAAGUGUGCACAGCUGGCGUCAGGAGGUUGGUGGUUUGAGGCUUGUGGCCCGUCCAACCUGAACGGCAUGUACUACCCCGCCUCGUCCAGCGUGGUCCGCUACAAUGGCAUCAAAUGGUACUAUUGGAAGGGUCCAAAUCUGAUGGCCACUACGACAACCAUGAUGGUGCGGCCGGCAAACUUCUGAUGGCGAAGCUCGUUCAGGAUGUCAGUCACCUCAAGUGGAUAUCACGGAUAAUGCCCAGAAAAUGGGGUAUUCUGGGAGGAAUCAGACAACUCAGCUUCUGGACAUCUUGGAUGGGUGUUUUAGCAACUGCCUGGGGACACACAGACUCUCAGCAGAGGAAUGUUUGGGAGAUUCCCGAGUGAGGAAUUCCACAAAAAAAGGUGCCCAGACUAUAUUUUAAUAAGGACUUUUGCUUAGAGUCCAGCUGAGAGAAGAAGGAAAUAUAGUGUAUGAGCUUGGCUACCGAUGACAACUUAUCACAAGAACACAAAUCUAAUUCUGCAGUUACACAUUACCAAAUACUCAACCCAAAACUUAAUCCAACUAAUAAACUGAUUUACCUAUUUUGAUAUCAAAAUAUAAAACCUUGUGUUGUGUAUUUGUCUAUUUGCUGUAUAAAGGUGUUUUUAGGCAACAUGUCACCACUGCAUAUAUUCACAGACAGCUAUGUGUAUAGUUAACAGAAAGUUAUUUAAUUAAAAUAUAUUCUCGACCAAAAAUCUUAACAUCGCACUCAAUACUUUAUAAACUUUGAUAUCAUGUAAUGUCUGUUUUUCACUCCCCCAUUAUUCUUCACUGAUUAUAUAACUUUAUUCCAAGAGACUGCAAAGUAUUUGUACUUUAAAACUGUUCAAUUCGUACAACAUGUAACAUUAAACAACCCACAGUGACUUA
Molecule: messenger RNA, 2756 nt
Organism: Hippoglossus stenolepis (Pacific halibut)
Lineage: Eukaryota; Metazoa; Chordata; Actinopteri; Pleuronectiformes; Pleuronectidae
Gene: angpt2b
Product: angiopoietin 2b
Exons: 9
Coding region: 522-2042 (506 amino acids)
Biological process (GO): Tie signaling pathway
Molecular function (GO): receptor tyrosine kinase binding
Source: RefSeq, a predicted model, not a curated record